AGCCCGCACUAUCAGAGCCGAUUGGUUAGUCCGCGAUAGGUGGGGGCGUGGCUUUAGGCUUGAAAGGAAGGCGGGGCGUUCGCUUUUUUUUGCUGAAUAGAUCUUGAGUGGGGAAGGGGGCGUGGUUAAUAUGGAGACCUCCCACCGGCCGGAUCGGCGCGUACUACGAAUUUGCUCUUUGGUUGCUGUGUCGCUCAAGUUCUGGGUUGCGUUGCGCUCCGUGAAGACCGGACCUCACGGGCUUACCAGUGGGAAUGAAAGCCGGUGUGAUCCACUGUAGAUGCCCCAGGUGCUUCUCUGUCCCUUCAAAGCGAAGGAUGAGGAAAAGACCCAGAGUCCUGACACUGUUGUGCCUCCCUGAAGAUGUUCUGUUCCAUGUUCUUAAGGGGCUCCCUGCUGAAGACAUCCUUUCCCUCCGAGCGGUGCACUCCCAUCUCAAGUACCUUGUCGAUAACCACGCCAGCGUUUGGGCCUGUGCAAGUUUUCAAGAAGUGUGGCCUUCUCCAAGCAACUUGAAAAUGUUUGAAAGGGCUGCAGAAAAGGGUAACUUUGAAGCUGCUGUGAAGCUUGGCAUAGCCUACCUCUACAAUGAAGGCUUAUCUGUCUCUGAUGAGGGCCGUGCAGAAGUGAAUGGGUUAAAAGCAUCUCGCUUCUUCAGCCUGACAGAACGUCUUAACACCUGGGCAGCCCCAUUUGUCUGGCUUUUCAUUCGCCCUCCCUGGUCCCUGAGUGGAAGCUGUUGCAAAGCCGUCGUCUAUGAGAGCCUCAAAGCAGAGUGUCAGCUGCAAAAAGCUCAGAGAGGGGCAAUUCUCUAUUGCCUAGCUAAAGUUCUAAAUCUCUUUGAGGAUGAAGAAAAAAGAAAAGAAGCUCUUGAAAUGUUUGAGAGCUCCUCGAAACGGGGUUGCUUGCACAGCUCCUACUUCCUCUGGGAAAAUAACAGAAAAGCAGCUAUGUCAGACCCUGGUAGAUAUCUCCAGAGCCUCAGGAAACUCAGGGAUUAUGCAGCUAAGGGCUCCUGGGAAGCCCAGAUAGCUCUAGCCAAAGCUUGUGGGAAUGGAAACCAACCAGGACUGGAAACAAAAGCCUCCAAUGAGAUGGUGGCUCAGCUCUUCCAGGCUUCCCUUCCUCUUUGCAAGCAGAGCAUCUUCACUGUUCAGAAAGGGAUGAACGAGACAAUGAGAUACAUUCUGAUUGACUGGCUGGUAGAAGUGGCCACUAUGAAGGAUUUCUCAAGCCUCUGUCUCCACAUGACAGUUGGAUGUGUGGACCGGUACUUGAAAAUAAGACCUGUAUCCCGGGCACGUCUUCAGCUUUUGGGAAUUGCAUGCAUGGUUAUUUGUACACGUUUUAUCAGCAAAGAGAUUCUGACAAUACGGGAAGCUGUUUGGUUAACAGAUAACACGUACAAAUAUGAAGAUCUUGUAAGGAUGAUGGGGGAGGUCAUUUCUGCCCUAGAAGGCAAGAUAAGGUUACCUACUAUUGUGGACUACAAAGAAGUGCUACUGAACAUAAUCCCGCUGGAAAGAAAAACCAUGUAUCUGUACAGCUUCGUCUGUGAACUCUCCCUCUUAAACACAGGCCUUUGCAUAUACUCUCCUGCCCGGUUGUCAGCGGCAGCCUUGCUGCUGGCCAAAGUACUGCACAAGCAAGCCCAUCCUUGGACUAACCAGUUAUCUGAAAGCACAGGAUUUUCUCUUGAAGAGCUGAUGCCCUGUGCACUGAGUAUCCACAAGAAAUGUUUCCACGAAGAUGUCCCAAAAGAUUAUAGGCAAGUGUCCCUUACUGCUGUGAAACAACGAUUUGAAGAUGAAUGCUAUGAAGAAAUUGGCAAGGAAGAGGUCAUGAGUUACAGCCAGCUCUGCUCACUGCUAGGAGUGAAAGACCAGGAUCCAGAGCCUGACUCUUUGUACAUGAACACAGUGGAAACCUUCCUCACUUCUCCAUCGGGAAAGAGAACAAAAAGGAGAAGAGAAGAUAGCAUCCAGGAAGACAGGGGAAGCUUUGUAACGACACCUACAGCUGAACUGUCCAACCAGGAGGAGAGCCUUCUAGACAAUUUCUUGGACUGGAGCUUAGAUUCCUGUUCUGGUUAUGAAGGAGAUCAAGAAAGUGAAGGCGAGAAGGAGGGAGAUGCUACAGUUCCCAGUGGAGUUCUUGAUGUAACUGCAGUAUGUAUGGGCCCUGAGGAACACUGCUAUGGCUGUUGCAAAGAAUCCAGUGAUGAAGAGAGUCUUGCCAAAGAGGGAUCUACAUAUGACCUAAAUAAUUAUGACCUGCCAGGUACUGAGAAGAGGUGGCUUAUGCACCACACCCUACAAGAAGGCGCCAUUGAAGCCAGCUCUGGGUAUUCCUCUGUCAACAGUGCCAGCCCUACUUCCACUAUAGAUUGCAACUUUGGAGCAUCUUCCAAAGCUACCUCAGCACAGCCUCUGGACCCCCCCAAGAACAAAGGCAUAUCUCCUCAUGACUCAAAACUAUGUUUACACUCGGCCUGUUCUAGAUCUGGCAGAAGGCAAGCAAAACGGAAAAAUGUGGCAGAAUACAAUGAAGAAAGGAUGAACUUGGGUUUCUUAAGCCUCUGAUGUCCUGGUGCUGCUUACUUUAACGUCAAGCCUCUCUGAAGCAGACAUGGCUGAAGGCUGCCCUCCACACGGUGGCUCAUAAGUUGUGCAGCCCUGGUCUCACCUAAUGUUUACCUAAAGAGCUUUCCCAAGACUUUUUUGUCUUCCUCCCUACAAAUCAUUUUGCAGUGGCAUGCUUAUGGCCCAAUCAAGGCUUAAGGCACUAGCAGGCAUAGCUGUGGUUUGAUCUCUCCUGCAGAAUAUGGCCAACAAGAAUGUUGCUUCUUUCUCAUUCCUUCUGUUCCGUGUAAACAACAUCUGCGGAACAAAUGACAUGAUCAAGCAUUAUUGAUGAAGGUUCUGUGUCAUUCUUAGCUCUGCCCUAAAGUGUCUCAUCUUGGCAAGAUCCAAUAGACCUCUCAAGUUAGUGGUGUUAAGGUUGGCCUGUCUGAGUCUUUGGUUGCCUGUUAAGUAUUUGGUAUGUCAGCUGAGAUAUGCACUGCCUCUUCAUUGCCUCUGUUACUUCAAAGCAGCAUUUUCACUGCAGUUUACUAAGGAGCAGAGUGAUCCUGCUUACAAAUGUAUUAGGAACUACUUUUGCCUUUCUCUGUUUAAGCAAUACAGUGACUGGUGGCAAACAGCUACCUGUGGGAGAUGUGAUCUGUGCUAAUAAUUUGAAUACGUGUCUUUCUGUAUUUGAUUUUUGUUUUCUUUUUUAAAUUUUCUUUUCAAUAUUUUUCCUUUUUUCUGUGGUUAUCUACUCUAUAUACACAAAAAUGUAGGCCCCUCUAAUUACUAAAGUUUUAAGGUUCUAUCUCUGCUGUAAUUGCAGUGGUAUAUGGGGGGAAGGUAUUACUACACAGAUGUUGGAUGAUGGAAAAUAAUCUUGCUCAAAUUAAUGGGAGGUUAGAAGUUUCAAAAAACUAAAAGAUAAUGUGUCGUAACUGUUACCACUUUAGAUGUCCCAUUGUCCGAAAUAGCCCAUUUGUUCAUGGAAUCUGGGAUGAACCAUUCUCCUUACAAAGCUGAUUACACUAGCAGUCUCAACUGAGUACCUUGGACAUGUGGGCUUGAAUGAUCACCCAUUCAACUUGACCGCCUCCAUGAGGAAAACUUUGAAAUGGUGCCUGCAACAGUCUGUGACAAUCGUAUAAGCAAUAAGAAUUCUGGGCAGGGACCUUUGUUCUGUCUGCUGGGUCCCAGAAUCAGGUUUGAUUCCUUCUAUGAAUUAUAAGGUACAAAACGUAUGUUUGCUAACAAUUACACGAAUCUGAGAAACACUGGACAGGCUAAAUGAUUUUUUUUUAAAAGAAAGUAAUGUCAAUGACAGUUCAUGUUGGCUCAUGAUGUUUUUUAUAAAAAACAAGCUUUUAAAAAUAUAA
Molecule: messenger RNA, 3943 nt
Organism: Rhineura floridana
Lineage: Eukaryota; Metazoa; Chordata; Lepidosauria; Squamata; Rhineuridae
Gene: CCNF
Product: cyclin F
Exons: 17
Coding region: 255-2582 (775 amino acids)
Biological process (GO): regulation of cyclin-dependent protein serine/threonine kinase activity; mitotic cell cycle phase transition
Cellular component (GO): cytoplasm; centrosome; nucleus
Molecular function (GO): cyclin-dependent protein serine/threonine kinase regulator activity; protein binding
Source: RefSeq, a predicted model, not a curated record